GCAGCCUGGCAAACAGUUGCCGAUGAAGGUGGUGCGCUUUACGGAGAGACCUUGAUCGAUUCGAACCUACAGCGAUAGUGGUCAAUUUCCUCGGCAUUACAUCACUUGAAAUGGCACUAAUCCUGGGCAGGGACGUCUAAACCCCACCAGCCAGAUGGUCAUCGUCAGAUCUCUCCUCUUCUACAAACAUGCGUGCCGGGCUGAACUUCAUCGUGCCCAUUGCAUGCCUUCUCUCGACCAUGCCAGCAGCACUUGCUUGGUCACAUGGCAGCAGGGAAUCUGGAACCUCAAAAGAUUCCGACUUCUUCCAGACUAUCGCGGGAAGCGCAUUGCAACUCCUGGGUCUUGUUACAUUCAUCUGGCCAACACUACCUCAUCCGCGCCUCGUAGGUCAAACUUGGUGGUUCAUUUGGAUAUUGGCUAUUUUCAGUGCCAUCUGUGCAGUUCUGAGCAUCUCCCUGUAUCUAGUUGUGCCAAGCACCUGGAGCUUUGCAAUAGGGUUUGCUGGGGGAAAUUGCACAGGCUGUUGUACAGCUUCAGGUCAUGAAUGCAGUGUAAGAUGGCUGACACGACUUUGUCUCGUCAUCUACCAGAGGCUGCUCAUUGCUAGCAGCUUUUAUCAUACCAGCUAUGUAUGAAAAGGGCAUGCAGAGAACAAGAGACUAUAGAUCAGGGACUCAGGGUUCCACAGGUGUUCGAACAAUUCAAAUUCCGUGCUCGAGAUGCGGAGUUUAUCACUCUCAUGAUCGUUCCAUUACUCCAGUGUCAACCAUCGUUGUCGCAC
Macroventuria anomochaeta is the source of this 784-nucleotide messenger RNA. RefSeq lists its product as uncharacterized. The coding region runs from base 189 to 638 and encodes 149 amino acids. Lineage: Eukaryota; Fungi; Ascomycota; Dothideomycetes; Pleosporales; Didymellaceae. The transcript has a single exon. The record is from RefSeq and is a predicted model, not a curated record.